This is a messenger RNA of Meloidogyne enterolobii, 369 nucleotides long. NCBI's taxonomy places the organism in Eukaryota, Metazoa, Nematoda, Chromadorea, Rhabditida, Meloidogynidae. The record is from the annotation of a GenBank genome assembly.
AUGCCUGGUAGCAUUGAUCAACAAACUAAAGAAAAUGUGCGAUAUAAAGUUAAGUACGAACAAAUGUUCAAGAUCAGUAGUGAAAUGACAGUAACGGAGAAAAAUCUUGUUGUAUUACCUGUCAACAUUUAUACAUCAUUGGAUGAUUCUGCCUGUGGUAUUCAACUAGAACUUGGGCACGACUAUUUGCUUUCAGGUAAAUAUGUUAAUGGUACAAUGCAAACAAGUUUAUGUGGUCAAAUUCUACUCGAAGAUCUAAAAGAAUCCCGAAAACAUGAUAUUCUGGAAUGGACUGAAGUUCCAGAUAAAUUAAGACAGCAGUUGAAUAAACAAGAAUUCGAUUCAACGUGCGAAAAGGAGCUAAACUAA